AUGGCCCCAACCAAAGAAGAACUCGACCGCGCCCUCAACGAAAUCCAAGCCACCUUCCUCUCCAGGGAAACCAAGCUCGCCAAAGCCUACGCCGAGCACCCCGAUCCGGACGCGUGGUACUUGAACUUUAUUAGCUGCCUUGCUAAAGUCGCUGCUGGACCGCCGCCGUUGCCCUCUACCACCACUGGUCACAAGCAGCCAGCAGCUGGGGUUGGAGUUGGAGUUGGGGUUGAAGCUGAAGUUGAACCUGAGGCGGCAAAGGAUAGUGGCGGUUGUGAUGUGAUUGCGGGGGUGGGUACCACCUCUAGAGGUAUGAAGAGACCUAGUGUUGAGGAGAUGGAUGGUGGUAGUGGUAACGGCAGAGGCACCGGCACAGGCAAGAAAGUGAGGGUUGAGCAUUCUAUGUCGACUGGGGACACCGAGUACCGGACAGCCGAAGGUGUUCUGGUUAGUACUACGAUGACUGUUAGGAACAGGCACCCGUUGGAUAGUCCCGGCUUGACCACAGCGACUGGUGAUGUGAAGGUGGAGGUAAAAAGGGAGGAAUAG
Neurospora crassa OR74A is the source of this 549-nucleotide messenger RNA. RefSeq lists its product as hypothetical. Lineage: Eukaryota; Fungi; Ascomycota; Sordariomycetes; Sordariales; Sordariaceae. The coding region runs from base 1 to 549 and encodes 182 amino acids. The record is from RefSeq and is a predicted model, not a curated record. The transcript is spliced from 2 exons.